UUGCGCCGAAAACGAUAACUUGAAAAAUACUAUUCGUCAUAGUUUUUUCAAACCCCUCAGUUUGCGCGGGAAAAACAAUAAAUGUAAACAGUCUUCUGGUAAAAUGUGUUGGAAAGUCUGUCAUAAAAACUAGCCUAGAAAUGUCAACUUGCAGAAAGAAAAGAAGAAGAUCGAGCUUGGCACCGGCCAAAAUAAGAGUGUCAUUGUCACCUGGACUAGGGUUGCAUAAACAGAUUGACCAAAGCUUAUCACCGGAGGAAAGGUUGCAGGAGUUAUCUGCACUUUGUUUGAAGUUUGCUACUGAUAAAGUGACGAGGGAGGCAGCAUCUGAUGAAGUCAAAGAACUUAUUGAGAGUGUGAAAGAUGACAUAUUUAAAGCAGUCGACUUGAAGGAGCACAAAGACUUUGUGCAUGAUGCUUGUCGCCAACCUGAUAGGUUAUUGCCAAAUCCAGCUAAUGAAGAUAUGGAUGAAACCAUCAGAUUAAUUGAAAAAAGAAUAGAAAGGCUGGCGAAGGAAGAAAAAGAUUGGCAUGAAUAUUUUGGAGAACUUGAUCAACAAAUACAAGAUGCUGAAAGUAAGUCACAGAAUCUUUUACUCCAACCAUCUGAUUUAUCAGAAGAUCAGAAAGAGGUGUCAAAAAGUUACCUUCCCGAUCUCGCAGAUCUUAACAUAGUAAAACAACAGACAGAUGAGGCCGUUAAUUCUGUUUUCAUGCUGGUUUGUGAACAUGAAAAGAAGCUUCAUACACAGCAACAGUUACUUGUCAAAGUUAAUAAACAACUGGAUGAGAAAUUGAAAACACUACAAGAACAAACGUUUUAUAAUAUUGGCAGUCCAAGAGCCAGUGUUCAGCACCUUACGGAGUUCCCGACACCUCCAGCAGAGCCUCGUUCAUAACGCUAUAUAUAACCACAUAAUUAUUAUUCUUUCAAAUUGUGUUUUGAUUAACAAAAAUGACAAUUGUUGAAAAAAGAAGGCAUCAGACUGUUACAAAAGUGAAACUAAGGUGCUAUAUAAUAUUAUGUGCAUAUUGGUCAAAAUAAACCACAAGUUUUUAUUUUCUGCAAGAAAAACCACAACUUUAGUUUUUCAUACGGGAUUUUGUUAAAUUCAAACCAACCUUACCAAAUUCAUAUUUACUAUUUAUAAAUGCAAAUUAUUACAGCUUGUGAGUGAAAUAGACUUUGGACUGUGCUUAAAUUUAAUGGAAUGCUAAUACUAUGGUGUAAAAAUAGGUAGAAAAAAAUAUUUUAGCUAGAUAAAUUGAGGACAAGGGUGCUAGCAUGCUUACCCUGCACAUACUAUCUUUAGGGUGUUUAAUUACUUACAUUCAAAUACCUAUAUCACGAGCAUGUAUCUUUACACUAUUACACCCAUGUGCAGGGGCUUCUGUGGCACAGUGAUUAAGGUAAUUGGCUUCAAAGCAUUUGCCCCUUUCUGCCGAGUUCAACUCCCACUAGAGAUUUAUGAUUCUU
This is a messenger RNA of Ruditapes philippinarum (Manila clam), 1477 nucleotides long. RefSeq lists its product as uncharacterized. The transcript has 10 exons. The record is from RefSeq and is a predicted model, not a curated record. NCBI's taxonomy places the organism in Eukaryota, Metazoa, Mollusca, Bivalvia, Venerida, Veneridae. Bases 141 to 899 code for a protein of 252 amino acids.